Messenger RNA from Struthio camelus australis, 1945 nucleotides. Lineage: Eukaryota; Metazoa; Chordata; Aves; Struthioniformes; Struthionidae. The record is from RefSeq and is a predicted model, not a curated record.
GCCUGCAGGGACUGUGCAUUUUUGUUCCAAGUGUGUGUGUGUGUUUGUGUGUGAGGGGGGCUGCUCUGCCCAGGCAAUGGAGCUUUGGGAAUGGGGGGCCUUGGGCCUGGAUUCUGGAUGCUGCACAAGGCAGCUGGGAAUCAGGGUCCUCUCGGGCUAAAAAGGAGGAUACCAUGCAUGGAGUCUAGAUAUUGGGAAUGGGGCCUUUGGGGCUGGGCUGCAGGGUGCUGAGCAGUGGAGCUGAGUGCUGGGAACAAGGGUCCUCUCACUCUGGGGUACUGCACCCAGGGAAACUGGCACUUGGUAAUGGGGGCUUCCAGGUGCAAUGUGCUGGCUUGGGAGUGCAGGCUUUGGCACUCCACUUACAGAGCUGCAAAUUUCAAAUGUCCUGUCUUUUCCCUAGGUGGAGGAACUGGGUUUGUGGGCAGAGCCCUGACCCAGUUACUGCGUAGCCGUGGGCACGAGGUGACCCAUGUCUCUCGACAAGGGGGCAAGGAUCGGAUCAGCUGGGAACAGUUGUCCUGCUCUGGACUGCCCCCGUGUGAUGCCGUGGUGAACUUGGCUGGUGAGAAUAUCCUCAACCCUUUCCGCAGGUGGGAUGAUGCCUUCUGCAGGGAAAUCAUCAGCAGCCGGGUUGAGACCACCAAGACCUUGGCCAAAGCCAUUGCUGAUGCUGACCAGCCACCUCGUACUUGGAUCCUCAUCACCGGCGUAGGUUAUUACCGUCCCAGCCCCACAGCUGAGUACACCGAGGACAGCCCUGGGGGGGAUUUUGACUUCUUUUCACGCCUGGUGAGCUCCUGGGAGGCUGCAGCUCUCAUCCCUGGGAGCCCAGCUCGUGGUGUUGUGGUGAGAUCUGGGGUAGUGCUGGGCCGUGAUGGUGGUGCCAUCUCUCGCAUGCUCUGGCCUUUCCGGCUGGGGCUGGGAGGCCCCUUGGGCUCUGGACUCCAGCCGUUCCCAUGGAUUCACAUUCGAGACCUGUCUGGAAUUGUGUGUCAUGUCCUGGAGAGUGAGUGCCUGCAAGGGAUCUUCAACGGUGUCUCCCCAUCCUCCCCUGCCACCUCCAACGGCACCUUUGCCCAGGAGCUCGGUGCAGCCCUGGGGCGCCCAGCCCUGCUGUCAGUACCCACUUGGGCUGUGCGAGCGGUGUUUGGGGCUGAGCGGGCCAUCAUGCUGUUGGAGGGCCAGAGAGUGGUACCAAAACGUACCCUGGAGAGCGGCUACCGUUUCAUCUUCUCUGAUCUCUCUGCAGCUCUGAAGGAUAUUGUGGCUUGAGGACACCUGGGGUGGGUUGGGAACCUGUUUGUGAGGUUCCCAGCCUGCAUGCCUUUCCCUGAGUGAAAGUAGUCCUGCCCCUUCUUGGCUGUCAUAUCUCCUCUGUAUGAGGAUGGGAUUCUUCAUGGGUUUUUUUUCCCCCCUUCCUCUGUCUCCUGCUGUGCAUCCCCAAUUUAGGAGUUGCUCUUUCUACUGCCAAUUCCAGGCCCCAUAUCACCAGCUUUUGGGGAAAGGCAUAAGCCCCUCUAAGAGCUGUAAAUGCUAAAUUUGACAUCUUCCUUUUUUUGACAGCAUGUGAGCUGCUAGCAAAGCAUCUGGGGAUGCAACACCUCCUCUGCUGAGGAAGAGGAGUUGCAACAGGGGAAGUAUAUCCAGGGUUUGUAACUCUUGUCCAUCUUGUUGGAAGCCCCUCUUGUUCCACUCCCCCACCUCGCUUCUCCCCAUUUCUUACCCUGUAUGUUCACAAGAGAUCCAGUUAUGCUGCCCUGUUUACCUGUCUCAGUCUUUUAGGGAGUGGGGUUGUGGCUGUGGUGGGGAGAAUCCAUCCUGAGAGGGUGUGGUGUUCUGCUCACAGAUCCUUUUGAAUGUUCCGUAGCUUAAGGGACUGUUAAGAGCAAGUACUCCAAGUGUAGCAUGACCACAAGUAAUAAAUAUUUAUUACUCACUCUUA